CCCCCGCCUCCGCGCGCCAUUCCUGCGCGUCCCGCCUGCCGCGCCUGGCCAUGGCCGGCCUGGGGCCGCGGCCCGUCAAGGGCUACCGGGUGGUGCUGCUCGGCAGCGUGGCGGUGGGCAAGACGGCGCUCGCCACGCAGUUCGCCUGCGGCAGCUUCCCCGAGCAGUGCGAGCCGUCGGUGGAGGAGCUCUUCAGCAAGGUGAUCGAGGUGAACGCGGCGCCCGCCCUGCUGGAGAUCGUGGACACGGUGGGCGCCGAGCACCUGGUCACCCUCAAGGACCUGUACAUCAAGAACAGCGACGGCUUCGUGGUGCUCUACAGCGUGUGCAGCGAGGCCUCCUUCGAGGCGGUGCGGCCGCUGCGGGAGCGCAUGGGCCGGCUGCGGGGGCCCAAGGCCGUGCCGCUGGUGCUGGUGGGCACCAAGGCCGACCUGGACGCCCAGCGCCAGGUGCUGACGGCGCAGGGCCGUGCGCUGGCCCGCGAGUGGCGGUGCCCGUUCCUGGAGGUCACGGCCAAGAGCAAACUGAUGGUGGACCAGGUGUUUACGCAGGUGGUGCGCGAGAUGGAGGCCCUGGCGCCGCCCGAGGAGGAGGUCCCGGCAAUCCCCACGAACGCCCAGGAUACGUGGCCAUCGGAAAGAUUCAUCGGCUGAUAUCCAGCGGUUCCUGCUUCAUUUGUUCCCCGCUUUUCGUGAUUUCUGAAGCUCACUAUUCCUACUCUGCCUUUUAAAAGAAAGUUAUCCAGCGGCAAACGAGAGGUUACUUCUAUAUACUGACUCAAACCAGUGCUUCCGACUGCCCACAGAGCCUCUAAAGUCGUUGUUGAAAACUUUGCGACUUUGUUUACCUCUGACAGUGCUAGAAGAAGAAACCAAAAAUCGAUUUUCCCCCGUAUGGAGAGAGUACUGCCCUGUUCUUAAGACGGAAUUUGUCAUAGGGAUUAGUUGUUUUUGUUUUUGUUUUUUUAUUUUUUUUGGAUAAUUACAACUUCAAUUGUCAUCUGACAUUUGAAAUCAAUGAACAUGAACUACAGUUUAAGCUCUCGAUUCCAUGAGGCUUUCAUGUGUUUGCCUCUCCUUUACAGCCUUGAAAUGUAGUAGUAAUAUUUUCCUCUCUGCGUAUGUCUAAAUAUAGUGAUGACAUACAUAGCAUGGUUUGAAGGGGAUACCCUGUACCCUGGGAGCGGAAAAAUCAACUGUGUAUGCACACAAAGAUAGCUCAGCUCUGCCUUCAGUUCUGUAACUGACAUCUAGUCGAUUUCUGCAGCUGUAAACUGAGUGAAAAUAAAAUAACUUUAGAAGUUGA
Camelus dromedarius (Arabian camel) is the source of this 1305-nucleotide messenger RNA. Its product is annotated as ras-related protein Rap-2a. Gene Ontology annotation, molecular function: GTPase activity; GDP binding; GTP binding. The transcript has a single exon. Gene Ontology annotation, biological process: negative regulation of cell migration; Rap protein signal transduction. Lineage: Eukaryota; Metazoa; Chordata; Mammalia; Artiodactyla; Camelidae. The record is from RefSeq and is a predicted model, not a curated record. The coding region runs from base 51 to 653 and encodes 200 amino acids. Gene Ontology annotation, cellular component: plasma membrane.